This is a messenger RNA of Aspergillus homomorphus CBS 101889, 4278 nucleotides long. RefSeq lists its product as uncharacterized. The transcript has 4 exons. The record is from RefSeq and is a predicted model, not a curated record. Gene Ontology annotation, molecular function: ABC-type transporter activity; ATP hydrolysis activity; ATP binding. Gene Ontology annotation, biological process: transmembrane transport. The coding region runs from base 29 to 4168 and encodes 1379 amino acids. Gene Ontology annotation, cellular component: membrane. NCBI's taxonomy places the organism in Eukaryota, Fungi, Ascomycota, Eurotiomycetes, Eurotiales, Aspergillaceae.
GGAAAACAUUGACCAGUACAUCCCAGCCAUGUCGUAUGUUGACUCGAAAUCAUCCUCCGAGGUCGAUCUCGAAAAACGUGACAAUGCCUCAAACCAACUACCAAUUUAUCGUCACGAGGGACGGGGUCUCGGAGUCGCAUUUGACAACAUCACGGUGCAAGGCCACUCUGGGGGUCAGCGGACGGUCCUAGACUUACCCCAAAUUCUAGGCAAUAUCCUGCAAACACCGCUGUCACUCUUCAGCAAGCUAGUCAGCCAACAAGCAACACCUCAAAGUACCAUCGUCCAGGGAGUUUCUGGAGUCCUUCUCCCCGGCGAGACCAUGCUUGUACUUGGUCGUCCUGGCUCUGGAUGUACCACCGUGCUGAAGGUCAUAGCCAACAAUCGCGACUCCUUCGCGGCAGUUGAUGGUGAGGUUCAUUAUGGCGGAAUCAAGGCACAAGAAAUGAGUCAGGGUCUCAAGUCUGAGGUUGUGUACAGCUCGGAGGAUGAUCUGCAUUUCCCGACUCUUCCCGUGAAGGAUACAUUGGACUUUGCUCUAAGACUGCGAAAGCCGGCAAAGUACCCUGGAAAUGAUGCUCGAUUUUCCGCAGAGUUGACAGAUAAGCUUGUCAAUGCCUUGGGAAUUGCGCAUACCAAAAGCACCAUUGUUGGAGACUCGUUUACUCGAGGCGUAUCGGGUGGAGAGCGCCGACGUGUCUCCCUUGCAGAAGCGAUGGCCGUCAACUCUACUCUCGUUUGCUGGGAUAACCCCAUCCGUGGACUCGACAGCUCUUCUGCUCUGGACUUUUUGCGUGUCCUGAAGCGCAUGUCCAAAGCAACGGGGAUGACAAAUGUGGUCACCCUCUACCAGGCCUCCGAAACCAUGUACCGUGAAUGCUUCGAUCGUACCAUCGUCAUGUAUGAUGGGCGUAUGAUAUUCAGCGGAAAGAUGAAGGAGGCCAAGCGAUACUUUGAGGAUCUCGGCUUCUAUUGCCCAGAUAGACAGACCACCCCAGACUUCCUCACCUCCGUCACCUCCCCCGCAGAGCGAAGGAUCCGAAACGAUUACCGAGGCCCCUUGUAUCUUGACUCAGAAUCUCUGGCCCAGGCCUUUCGUCAAAGCCCGCAUUAUGCGCAGCUCCAGCAAGAGAUAGGCCUAUAUUCUCGCUCUACGGAAACGAACGCAACCGCCCAAGAUGAAUUUCGCAGGGAGGUGGGAGGACUCCGAUCCUCAGCGGCCUUCAAUAAUGCUACUGAACCCGCCACGAUGGGAAAGCAGAUCCUUGUGGGUACAAAAAGGUACUACCAGUUGUUUUGUAAUGACCGGAAUACCUUCUUCACCGUUGUAUCCCUGUGUAUUGCGAAUGCACUCAUCGCAGGUUCCGGCUUUUACGCUGCUCCAAAAACAGCUUCUGGUUCAUUUGAGAGAAGUGGAGCUUUGUUCUUUGCCCUGGCAUACUUCUGUCUGAAUGCAUUGACGGAGGUUGUGAAGACAGUCAAUGCUCGCGCCAUUCUGCUGAAGCAACACAACCUGGGCUUCAUCAACCCUGCCGCAUACGCUAUUAUCCAGACUAUUGCCGAUAUCCCCGCCGCAUUGAUCCAAACGCUCGUAUUCGCCUGCUGCUAUUAUUUCCUCAUUGGACUCAGUAGCAGCGCCUCGCAGUUCUUUAUUUUUGUCCUCAUCACUUUCGUCCAUUGCUCUGCCAUCUCAACCAUGUUCCGGAUGUUAGGCGCAUGGGCACCCAGUUUGAGUAUAUCGCAUCUUCUAGCUGGCUGUGCUCUCCCUGUGGUUUGUUUGUAUUCAGGAUAUGCACCCCCGGUUCCAACGAUGCAUCUCUGGGGUUCUUGGAUCCGACGGGUCUCGCCAACCCCGUACGCGAUGGAAGCCCUGAUCGGCAAUGAGUUUUAUAACAUCGAACUGCAUUGUACGGACUCGCAGCUGAUUCCCUCAGGCCCUGGCUAUAAUGAUAUUCGCCACCAAGCGUGCCCGAUGCAAGGCGCACGGUCUGGCUCAGCAGAGGUGGACGGAGCUGUGUAUGCAUCCAGCAUGUAUGGAUACACUCGUGCGCACCUCUGGCGCAACUUUGGUAUCAUUAUGGCCAUGUGGGUUCUGUACACCAUCAUUGGUGCAAUUGGCCUUAUGGUGAUGACGCGAGAGAACGGUAGUGCAACAGGCCCGGUGUACAAGCGAGGUGCCCUCCCGCCACAUGAAUCCUCAUCUGAACCCAAAAGCCAAGCCACAAUAGCAGAGAAAGCGACAGGCUCAGAGAGCGAGAUUGAUGAUCGUGCAUCGUUCACUUUUGACAAUCUCAGCUACUUUGUGAACGUUGGAGGCACGGAAAAGCAACUUCUCAAUCAAAUCUCUGGAUAUGUCAGACCUGGCCAGCUGACCGCGUUGAUGGGAGCCUCUGGGGCAGGAAAGACUACUCUUUUGGACAAUCUCUCUCAACGAAAGACUGAGGGCCGUAUGACGGGUGAUAUAUUGCUGGGUGCCUCCCCAUUGAGUCCUGCCUUUGCUCGCUCCUGUGGAUUCUGUAUGCAGCAGGAUAUUCACGAAGCAUUAGCCACCGUACGGGAAGCACUACAGUUCAGUGCAUUACUCCGUCAACCGGUGGAGAUUCCUCGAUCGGAGAAGCUCGCAUAUGUUGAACAUAUCAUUUCUCUUUUGGAGCUUGAGACGAUCGCCGAUGCUCUCGUGGGAGCUACCGGUGAUGGGCAGUUGAACGUGGAGGAGCGAAAGCGGGUGACGAUUGGUGUCGAAUUGGCCGCAAAGCCCUCUGCCCUCCUGUUUCUCGACGAGCCAACAUCCGGACUUGAUAGUCAAGCUGCGUACUCAAUUGUUGCUUUUCUGCGCAAGAUCGCUGCUGAAGGAGUUCCUAUCGUCUGUACGAUUCAUCAACCGUCUGGUGUCAUAUUUGAAAUGUUUGACCAUGUUAUGCUGCUUGCUCCGGGUGGUAGUACAGUCUAUUUUGGAGAAACAGGCGCCAAUGCUUGCACGAUUACGGAAUAUUUCGCGAGAUCCGGUGCAGUGAUGAGUGCCGAGGACAAUCCAGCCGAGUUUAUCAUUUCGACAGUGAAUGAAAAGGGCGCCGACAGCAAGGACUGGUCACAGAUCUGGAAUACAUCUCCAGAGAAACAGGCCCUCCAAACCAAGAUUAAGAUGCUGAACUCGACGUCUUUCUCUCCUGUUACUGACACAGGAUCCGACCAGAAGGGCCAGUAUGCGCUUCCUCUCAUGGCGCAGAUCAUGAUUCUCACUGAACGGCAUUGGAAGGCUGUCUGGCGCAAUGGACAGUACAAUUUUAGUCGACUCUUCAAAUGCCUCUUUUUCAUGAUGUUCGUCUCGUUUACCUUUUUCCACAUCCGGAAUGAUAGUUCAGGUCUUCAGAACCACAUGCUGGGCAUUCUACUCGGAAGUUGGGUCAUUCCCACCAUUGCUGCAGACGUGCACGCAAUGUGGUACGAGAAGUGGUCAAUCUUUGAAGCGCGUGAGCGUAACGGAAUAUACGACUACAAGGCAUUAGUUUCCGCGUUGGUUCUCGUGGAAAUCCCCUGCAACAUUGUGCUUUUCACCCUGAUUUUCUUCGUUUCCUACUGGACCUUCGGUUUCGCCAGCACUGCCUCUAUCGCUGGCUUUGUCUACUUCAUGUAUCUGCUCAUGGCCAUGUUUGGCUUGGGACUCACCUAUCUUGUAGCUGCAUUGUUUUCAAAUGCCACCAUGGCUGGUUAUGCCAUGGCUCUGCUCUGGGUCACGUUGCUCAUGUUCUCCGGCGCUGCUAACCCGCGGAGCGCACUGAACUCCUUCUACCACCCCUGGCUAUACUGGGCGGAUCCAUUGACAUACUUCUUUGAGCCCACCGUUUCCACUGUCCUACAUGGAGUUGAAGUCCAAUGUUCUACAGAUGAAAUGGCUGUGUUCGACCCGCCAUCUGGCCAGACAUGCCAGCGGUAUCUGACAGAAUAUCUGAAUACGAGCCCAGGGUACUUGACGAAUCCCAAUGCAAGCCAGGGCUGCACAUAUUGCCCAUAUUCAAUCGGGGAUGACUUUGCAGAAACGCUGCAUUUCUUUUACGGCGAUCGGUGGCGCGAUUGGGCUGUGUUUUUGGGAUUCUGCUUGACAAACUUUUUGCUCGUGUUCGUUGUUACGUGGUUCUUCAGGGUCAAAGUGCGGCAGUGGAAAAAGUAGCAGGGCAAUUUUGCUUUUUCUUGGACAUUCAUAGACGUCAUUGCAUUGAAGAAUAUAGGUGGUGUUCUGAUAGCCUCAGAGGGAACUGUACUUGCAAACAGCAUACAAGG